AUGACGGAUAUAUUAUCCAUGCUAAAGGUAGCAUGCAUAUGAAACAGUUCGAAUAUGCAACAAAGAGAUGCUCGCUGCGCUUCAAAACCAAGGGUGAAAAUUGUAUUUGUGCAGAGUUUAACGACUUCCAUGUUGAAGACUGUUCUGUGCAAUUAAAAUUUCUCCAAGAAAAGCAGCCCAUAGAUCUGAGGAGAGAACCCAGUGACGUUUACCUUUUCAAAAAAUACAUUUGUGGGGAUUCCUUAGGAACAGUGUGCAGUACAGGGCCUAAUCUGACCAUACAACUUUUUAAAGAAAAUAUCAAUGCACAAGGAUACAGUUUUCAAGUCAAAGUAUUAUCAAAACAUACCGAUUUCGCAGUAAAGGUGGGUGUGAUUAGUGGUGUAGCAGUUUUUAUUGUAAUACUUGUCACCAUUAUACUUUACCACUACUGCUACAAGAAACGCAGAUGCAAGUGCAACAAGUGUCAAAGGGUAUCUACUGAGAGCGAAGAAAUAUCUGAACAAAGAUCUGAAGAGAUGCGGGUACUAGAAUAAACAAACACUUAGCUUGACAUAACUUGCAUUUAUUCACAUAUAUCAUUUGUUUUGAC
Saccostrea echinata is the source of this 592-nucleotide messenger RNA. RefSeq lists its product as uncharacterized. The record is from RefSeq and is a predicted model, not a curated record. The coding region runs from base 33 to 536 and encodes 167 amino acids. The transcript has 3 exons. Lineage: Eukaryota; Metazoa; Mollusca; Bivalvia; Ostreida; Ostreidae.